GAAACCCAGAGAGAGUAUAGUACUACUGUACUAGGGUUUCUGGUCGGAUAGUUCAGACGCCGGAGAGUGCGGGAGCCAGGAGCCGGGAGGGAGGUGACCCUUCGUGGGGAGGCGCGUCAUCACAGAGAUGGGCGCCCCGAAGCAGAAGUGGACUUCGGAGGAGGAGGAGGCGCUGCGGCGCGGCGUGCUCAAGCAUGGCCCCGGCAAGUGGCGCACCAUCCAGAAGGAUCCCGAGUUCAGCCCCGUCCUCUCCUCCCGCUCGAACAUCGACCUUAAGGACAAAUGGAGAAAUUUGAGUUUUAGUGCAAGUGGACUUGGUUCAAGGGAUAAAUUAAAGGUUCCGAGGACAAAAGGGCCUUCAUCUUCCACAUCUCCAAGCUCACAGACUCCACUUCUCCUACCCUCAAAUAAAGUUGCGGAGGCUUUGCCAUCUGCAGAUCCUGAGAAAAACUCUCAGGAUGGAAAGAUUCCAAAGUACAGUUCUAUGGUAAUGGAAGCUCUUCAUGAAAUUGGGGAUCCAAAUGGUUCAGAUAUUGAAGCAAUUUGCCACUACAUAGAGCAAAGGCACGAGGUGCAAGCAAAUUUUAGAAGAUUGCUUACUGCCAAAUUAAGGAGGCUUAUCGCAGCAAAAAAGAUUGAAAAAAUUGACAGGGCCUAUAAGAUCACGGAAUCUUAUGGAGCCAAAUCUUUGCUUGCAACGAAAUCUCCAAGUCCAAAGAAGGAUUCAGCCAAGCCACUGAAGGCAUCGCAGAAAGGAUCAUUGGCUGUUAAGAGUACUGCCCUAGAUGCAGCUGCAGUUGCAGCUAUGAAAGUAGCCGACACGGAGGCUAAAGCACACCUUGCAAAUGAACACAUGAUGGAGGCUGAAAGGGUCCUCAAGCUUGCUGAGGAGACCGAGUCUCUCGUUACACUUGCAACGGAGAUCUAUGAACGAUGUUCAAGAGGAGAGGUACUCACAAUAAUGCAAGUGGCGCAAAGCAAAGCCGCCGCGCAGAUCGCCAUGGCUGCCCCCAACAACAACGAUGCCGCCGGCGGCGCCAGCGCCAGCGGCACCACCAGCGAGCCCGCGCAGGAGGAUACCUCGAUCGAGGCGCUGGCGCGGCGCGUGCAGGAGCACAUGACCCUGGCCUCCAACCCCACCGCCCGCCGCCACAAGUUCUGGGAGACGCAGCCGGUGGGCCAGUUCCGCGACGCCGCCGAUCAUUCCCUCGCCGACGGCGCCAUCGAGCCGCCCACUCCGCUCUCCGAGGUCCGCGCCGACCCCUACCCUCUCCCCGCGGCCUUCGAGUGGUACACCUGCGACUUGGACGACGAUGCCCUCCUCACCGAUCUGUACGCCCUCCUCGCCCACAACUACGUCGAGGACGACGAGAACAUGUUCCGCUUCAACUACUCCCCGGCCUUCCUCCGGUGGGCGCUCCGCCCCCCGUCCUUCUUCCGCGCCUGGCACAUCGGCGUCCGCGCCAAGGAGUCCAAGAAGCUCGUCGCUUUUAUCUCUGGUGUCCCCGCGCGCAUCCGCGCACGCGACGACGUCGUCCGCAUGGCAGAGAUCAACUUCCUCUGCGUCCACAAGAAGCUCCGAUCCAAGCGCCUCGCCCCCGUGCUCAUCCGGGAAGUGACCCGCCGCGUCCACCAGGAGAACAUCUGGCAGGCUGCAUACACUGCAGGGGUCGUCCUCCCGACCCCAAUCACCACUUGCCGGUACUGGCAUCGAUCCCUCAAUCCCAAGAAGCUUAUCGAUGUUGGGUUCUCCCGUCUUGGACCUCGCAUGACCAUGAGUCGCACGGUUCGGCUCUACAAGCUGCCUGAUGCUCCGCUUACUCCUGGGUUCCGCCAGAUGGAGCUAAGAGAUGUUGCGGCAGUCACACGGCUGCUGAGGGCAUACCUUGCGAAGUUCGUGGUAGCGCCGGACUUUGAUGAGAUGGAUGUGGAACACUGGCUGCUUCCCCGGGAGGACGUGGUGGACAGCUACCUCGUGGAGAGCCCUGAAACUCAUGAGGUCACAGAUUUCUGCAGCUUCUACACGCUGCCCUCAUCAGUGUUGAACAAUGCCAACUACGCAACGCUGAAGGCCGCAUACUCUUACUACAAUGUUGCCACCAAGACUCCGCUGCAGCAGCUGAUGAACGAUGCACUGAUCGUGGCCAAGCAGAAGAACUAUGAUGUGUUCAACGCACUUGAUGUCAUGGAGAACGAAUCAUUCCUCAAGGAGCUCAAGUUUGGUCCUGGAGAUGGGCAACUCCAUUAUUACCUUUAUAACUAUCGCAUCCGCAAUGGAAUCAAACCAUCAGAGCUUGGCCUUGUGCUGCUAUAGGCCACUCCCACUUGAGACACUGUUCGGGCUAUACAUUUCUUUCUUAGCAGGUACUCCUUGUGUGGCUGGUUUAGCAUGUGUCUUUUCUGGUUGCUAUAGGUAAUGAUUUGAUUCCCGUCAUGCUGUUGGUUGCUCGUUUUGCUUAUUAUGGUAGUAGAUCUCCUUCAUACGAUUGCCAUGCUUGUUUCGUGGAAAUCCAAACAUUCACAAAUGAGGAGACUGGAAUUAGAAAUUCGGUGUUCUUCCCUUCGUUUUAAGACUUAUUUUUUAUUAGUAACCUUGAGUUUGUAUGGUUCAAAACAUGUAUGAUGGCGCUGGUUUACCAAGAAAUUUUGAUAGAACUUGUGCUAUGCCAA
Molecule: messenger RNA, 2670 nt
Organism: Oryza brachyantha (malo sina)
Lineage: Eukaryota; Viridiplantae; Streptophyta; Magnoliopsida; Poales; Poaceae
Product: glycylpeptide N-tetradecanoyltransferase 1
Exons: 7
Coding region: 128-2314 (728 amino acids)
Biological process (GO): nucleosome assembly; N-terminal peptidyl-glycine N-myristoylation
Cellular component (GO): cytoplasm; nucleosome
Molecular function (GO): glycylpeptide N-tetradecanoyltransferase activity; DNA binding
Source: RefSeq, a predicted model, not a curated record